AAUACAAUCAGUGACACUAAAAAUCAUUACAAUCAAAAUGAAAGUAUACGCAACCAUUUGUUUAUUCAUUGCCUUGACCUCCGCUGAAUAUGUGGUCAAGACCCGUGAGAAUCUCUUGCAAUAUCGCAAUGAAUGUGUGUCGGAACUUGAGAUUCCUGAGGCUCAAGUGGAGCACUACAAGCAAUGGCAAUAUCCCAAUGAUGCCAUCACCCAGUGCUACAUGAAGUGUGUCUUCUCCAAAUUCGGUUUGUUCGAUACAACCUCGGGUUUCAAUGUCGAGAACAUUCACCAACAGUUGCUGGGCAGUCAAGCCGAAGCCAAUCACGAUGAUGUUCUCCAUGCCAAAAUUGAGUCUUGUGUCGAUAAGAACGAACAGGGUUCGAAUGCCUGUGAAUGGGCUUAUCGUGGUGCCACUUGCUUUAUUAAGAACAAUUUACAGUUGGUGCAACAAAGUGUUGGCACAGCUCAAGCCUAGUGAUAUUACUUACAUGCGUAAAUAUUUUAGAAAUAACAAAACUUUUUUAUCGUAAAUGACGUUUUCAUAAAUACAGCCUAUAUUUUAUAAAAAAACAAAA
Calliphora vicina (urban bluebottle blowfly) is the source of this 575-nucleotide messenger RNA. RefSeq names its product Odorant-binding protein 99a (gene Obp99a). The record is from RefSeq and is a predicted model, not a curated record. Gene Ontology annotation, biological process: sensory perception of smell. The transcript is spliced from 2 exons. Gene Ontology annotation, molecular function: odorant binding. Bases 38 to 475 code for a protein of 145 amino acids. NCBI's taxonomy places the organism in Eukaryota, Metazoa, Arthropoda, Insecta, Diptera, Calliphoridae.